AUGGCGACUCGAAAACACCGACCCCAAUCGACGGUGAUAAAGACCAAUGGUCUGCACGCACGCUGGGAGACUUUGCUUGGGAAGAAGUUUCCUGGCUUCAAGUGGGACGGCUCCGACUACGGCACCCCUGAUCGGAGCCAGGGAGGGGGCUCGGACGGCCUCGUGAAGUACAUGGAGCCGCUGAAGGGCCUUCUCGCAGAGGCCCCUACUGGCUUUCCCACGUACAAGUCGUUGCGGGAUGCCCUCCUCAAGUUCGACGGAGUGUACGACAAAAAGGUGGAGCCCCUGGUGAAGCUCAUCACCACCAAGCCUUCGACCGAGCCAGCCUCGUCGGUGCCGAUGCUUUCCACGGCGCCAGCGGCGCCAGCGAUGCCUGCCUUCCCUGACUUCGAGGACGAGUCCGAGGAGGUGGAGAUCCUGGAGUCGGGGUGCACGAAACACCAGGACACCAAGGCAGGCAACUCUGAUGACGAUGACGAUUGCGAGGUCGUCCACGUCAAGUGCAUGUGUCCAGAAUGCCAGGCGCCAGUGCCGCCCCCAGGCAUUGGCGGACAGAAGCGUGGCAUGGUGGAGACCACGACCUUGGUUCAAGGGAAAUGCUCGAAACCAACGCGUCGGCUCAGGAAGAAGACCUCGCUCACCGCCGUACCGUGCAGCUCCCAGCAGCCUGGUAAGCCCAAGCACACCCCCAUGAAGCAGAAGCGCCCGAAGCAGGUCGGCCCAAAUAUUCAUUUUCGCCAUCGAGCAGAUUCUGACAUCGCAUUGCCAAUCGGAGUCGUCACACGAUCUGCAUCUGACAAGAGGCCUGGCGAAUCCUACAUAGUGCAGAACACCCGCGCGAUGAGCUACGUCGUCGGUUGCACCUCGAGGGGACACGCAUCUUGCAUGAGCAUCAUCGCCAAACUGGCCGAGAUGAUCAAUAGCAAGCGCAUCCAGAAGCACAGCGAUGCGAAGCAGUUCGUGCACCAGUACAUCAAGGGCGACCUUGAGUGGGUUGAGGCAUCGGUGUGA
Molecule: messenger RNA, 1011 nt
Organism: Prorocentrum cordatum
Lineage: Eukaryota; Dinophyceae; Prorocentrales; Prorocentraceae
Source: the annotation of a GenBank genome assembly